AUGGUAACAAGAAUGAAGGAAGCCACAAUUAACGUGGCAAAUAUGUUCAGAGAUGUGGACGUGAAAGUGCCGCUUUUACAUGCAUUAAAAAUGCCCCCGAUUAGCAAGUUCAUUAAGGACUACCUGGCAGGGAAGGUGAAUGAGGAGGGCAUAAUGAUUACAGAUGAGAAUGUCUCGGCCGUGAUCCAGCGGAAUGAUCUCCCCUCAAAGAAGACCGACCCAGGACUGUUCACACUCCCAAUUUCAAUUGGGGACGUCCAGGUGGAACACGCCAUGUGCGACUUGGGGGCAUCUAUCAAUGUUCUGCCACACUCCAUCUAUCGGAAGCUGGGGGAGGCCAAGCUAGUCGACACAGAUAUAAUGAUACAGCUGGCCGAUAGAUCAUGUAUUUACCCAGAAGGAAUUCUGGAGGACGUUAUUGUGAAGGUGAAUGACUUUCUAUACCCAGCCGAUUUUUUCGUAAUAAAGAUGACGGAGCCCACCUCCAAGGAGUCGAGUGGAGUCCUACUAGGACGACCCUUCUAG
Messenger RNA from Salvia splendens (bonfire salvia), 525 nucleotides. RefSeq lists its product as uncharacterized. Lineage: Eukaryota; Viridiplantae; Streptophyta; Magnoliopsida; Lamiales; Lamiaceae. The coding region runs from base 1 to 525 and encodes 174 amino acids. The transcript has a single exon. The record is from RefSeq and is a predicted model, not a curated record.